This is a messenger RNA of Babjeviella inositovora NRRL Y-12698, 1272 nucleotides long. Its product is annotated as SDR family oxidoreductase. Gene Ontology annotation, molecular function: oxidoreductase activity, acting on NAD(P)H, oxygen as acceptor. Lineage: Eukaryota; Fungi; Ascomycota; Pichiomycetes; Serinales. The transcript has a single exon. The coding region runs from base 157 to 1008 and encodes 283 amino acids. Gene Ontology annotation, cellular component: intracellular anatomical structure. The record is from RefSeq and is a predicted model, not a curated record.
UGCAUGGCAGCCGGGGAUGGUGCAUACAUGGUGGAAAACUCUCCAACAAUCCGAAGACCUACCCCAACUUUUCGCUUCCUUAUAAAUAUCCCUCGCUUCUCCUAAACUCUGCAAAUACUCUUUUCUCUGUCCUUUUAGUUACACACCUUAUAUUCAAUGCCAGAAAUUACCAGUCACAUCAACAAAGAUCUCGGCCCCUUGCCCCGUCCAGACCCCCGACUCCCAGAACACGUGCUUGAGUUGUUUUCCUUGAAGGGAAAGGUUGCCUCUAUCACCGGUUCCUCCCUGGGUAUUGGUUACUCUGUCGCGGAAGCCUACGCCCAGGCUGGGGCUGACGUUGCCAUCUGGUAUAACACCUCCCCCGCCGAUGACAAGGCUGCUGAAUUGGCUGCCAAGUAUGGGGUCAAGUGUAUUGCGUACAAGUGUGCUAUCGGAGACGCUACCGAUGUCGCCAACACUAUCAAGCAACAGGUAGAAGACUUUGGUACCAUUGAUAUUUUUGUGGCUAAUGCGGGUGUUCCGUGGAGAUCUGGUCCUUUGGUGGAAUUGGCUGGUGGCGAAGGGUCCGAUGCCGCGUGGCACCGCUUGGUAAACAUCGAUUUGGACGGUGUUUACUACUGUGCCAAGAACAUUGGUAAAAUUUUCCAAAAGCAGGGUAGUGGUUCCUUCAUCAUCACGGCUUCCAUGUCCGGCCACGUCGUCAACGUUCCUCAAAAACAGUCUGCGUACAACGCCGUUAAGGCUGCUUGCCUACACUUGGGUAAGUCCUUGGCCGUGGAGUGGUCGCACUUUGCCCGUGUCAACACUAUCUCUCCGGGCUAUAUAGUUACCCCUAUUGCUAAAAAUAUCCCACAAGAAAGAAUCGAUAGUUGGUUGCCGUUGAUCCCAAUGGGUAGAAGGGGUUUACCACAGGAAUUAGUGGGUGCUUAUUUGUAUUUGGCCUCGGAUGCCUCCACUUACACUACUGGUACCGAUAUCAUUGUUGAUGGUGGUUACUGUGCUCCUUAAAACAGACUGGUUAUCGACUCUCGAUAUCUCAAGUUACUGGAAUUUGGUACAAAGAUUCUUGAUAAAUAUGGACCAAGGUAGAGAUUUACCGUUGCGUCUAAACUAGAGUGAGCUUGAGGAAGAACUGUGUCCGUGGUUGAAGAUGUACACACACUCGAUCCUCUUACAGUCCGCUGGGUUGAAAAAAGUGUGUUUUCGUAUAUGGGAUCCCUGUAUUGAGCUUGUGUAUGGAAUUCCUAAAAAUAUUAUAAAUGGUCUUCAGUG